Triticum aestivum (bread wheat) is the source of this 1018-nucleotide messenger RNA. RefSeq names its product histidine-rich glycoprotein. NCBI's taxonomy places the organism in Eukaryota, Viridiplantae, Streptophyta, Magnoliopsida, Poales, Poaceae. The record is from RefSeq and is a predicted model, not a curated record.
CCUGCCAGUGUAGCGAAUUGGACGAUCGGAAACGAAUCAAUGGAAAUCGCAUUUUUAUAGUAAGCAUUAAUGCGCAAGAUUGAAUACUUUCCAUAGUAGAGAGGACGGCCCCCUCCCCUCUUCCAGAUACGCGUGCUCGUCGCUAUAUAUAGACCCGCUCCCCGACUGUCACAACCACAGCAACAAUUCCACCACCACCACUCCCAAAGCUUGUUGCCAUGGCGACUCCUCUCUCGCCAACCGCCGUGGUGAUGGCACUGCUGCUGGCCUCGCUGGUCGCGCUCUCCUCGGCGCACGAGGACCACCACCACGCGCCGGCUCAAGCGCCCAGCCCCGCUCACCAUCCUGGCCAUCUUGCCCCCGCGCCGAGCGCUCAUCAUCACCACGCUCCUGCCCCGUCGCCGAGCCACCACACCACCACCAUCACCACCCUCCGGCCCCGUCGCCGAGCCACCACAUCGACGCGGAUGAGCUGGACACUUCUACAGACACGGAGUGGUACCGCGGCCAUCACUCUGAGGCGCCGUCGCCGUACCACCUCGACGCCGACGAGCUACACAAGGCACCAAGCCCGCACCACCACGGCCACCACGCUACAGCACCGGCGCCGGCUCACCACCACCACCAUCGCCAUCGCCAUCAUCAUCAUCACCAUGCUCCGGCGCACUCUCCGUCCUCGUCAACAUCCGUCCCCAACCAUACCGAGCGGCUUGGCAGCCAACAAGUUACAGCGGCGGCUCACGCGCCCACUCAGCAUUCCCCUGCGCCGUCACCACAUCAUCACGCGCCCGCCCCAGCGCCUGGUCCGGCAAGCUCCUCUUCCCGUCACGCCGUCACCGGCGGAGUUGGUCUGCUCGGUGCGGUCGCCGUGUCCGCUGUUUUGUUCCUUCUUUAGGUGAUAGUCCUGUCAGAUUUGUAAUAAGGUGUGCAUGCGCUGUAGUAGGUUGCAAUAGGCCAAUGUCUGCUCUGUUAAAUUAUCAAUGGAAAUGGUGAAAUAGGCAUGCGUUCUCGGAAUAUG